Molecule: messenger RNA, 1257 nt
Organism: Colletes gigas
Lineage: Eukaryota; Metazoa; Arthropoda; Insecta; Hymenoptera; Colletidae
Product: UDP-galactopyranose mutase-like
Exons: 3
Coding region: 1-1257 (418 amino acids)
Cellular component (GO): cytosol
Molecular function (GO): flavin adenine dinucleotide binding; UDP-galactopyranose mutase activity; DNA binding
Source: RefSeq, a predicted model, not a curated record
AUGAGAAAAAAUAAUUUAUUUUACAAUAGAUUGCUAGAACAAGUCAGGUUAAGAAAUACAUCGAUAAAUCAAAUAGAGCGUGAACUCGGUUACCCAAGAAAUGCACUUCAUAAUUAUAAAUUAGGAAGGGAGCCAUCAGCUACUAGACUUGUAGAAUUAGCCAAUUAUUUUGAUGUUUCACCUCAAUAUUUAAUUGGUGAAAAUAAUGAAAUUCCCGAAAGAAGUUUAGAAAUAUUCUUUAAGAAACUAUCUAUCAAGGAUAAAAAAGAAAUACUACGACCUUAUGGUUCGAUAUUUGCCCAUGAAGCUGCAAAACAUGGUAAAAAAUCAUUAAUUGUUGAACGUCGUUCUCAUAUUGGUGGAAAUAUGUAUACUCAUAAGGAACAUGGAAUCAAUGUCCAUGAUUAUGGUGCACACAUUUUCCACACUGAUAAUAAAAUGGUUUGGGAUUACGUCAAUCAAUUUACAGAGUUUAAUAAUUAUAUUAAUCAAGUUGUUGCGAAUUAUAAAGGGGAACUUUAUAAUCUUCCUUUUAACAUGAACACUUUUUAUCAAAUGUGGGGGGUAAAGAAUCCAGAAGAAGCGGCUGUUAAGAUUGAGGAACAGAAGGAAAAAGCAGGAAUUUCAGGAAUCCCUAAAAAUCUAGAAGAACAAGCAAUUAGUUUGAUUGGGACUGAUAUCUAUCAUAAACUUAUUAAAGGUUAUACUGAGAAACAGUGGGGACGUAAAGCUACUGAGCUCCCCUCAUUCAUCAUCCGCCGUCUUCCGGUUCGCUAUACGUUUGAUAAUAAUUACUUCAAUCAUCGUUAUCAAGGGGUCCCAGUUGAUGGUUAUACUGCAAUCUUUGAUAAAAUGCUUGAUUCUGACCUUAUCGAUGUUCAAACAGGCGUAGAUUUUUUCAGUGAUAAAGAAGUAUUUUUAGAAGAAUUUCCAAAAAUUGUUUAUACGGGAAUGAUUGAUCAGUUUUUUGAUUAUUCUUUUGGAGAACUGGAGUAUCGUUCUGUACGCUUCGAAACAGAAAAUGUAAAAUCUAACAAUAUUCAAGGAAAUGCGGUUAUCAAUUAUACUGAUGCAGAAACGCCCUAUACUCGUGUGAUGGAGUGGAGACAUUUCGAUAAAAAAGCUGACGAGGGAUAUACGAUUUUAACGAAAGAGUAUCCUCAAAAUUGGGAUCGUAACUAUCAAUACUACGACAUGGAUCAGGUCUUUGGAGUGGCUUUAAAGGCGGUUGAGAAAGAAGUUGCAUCUUUUAGAUGA